Thelazia callipaeda (thelaziosis nematode) is the source of this 576-nucleotide messenger RNA. The record is from the annotation of a GenBank genome assembly. Lineage: Eukaryota; Metazoa; Nematoda; Chromadorea; Rhabditida; Thelaziidae.
AUGGCACUUAAAAGAGCUAUGCUUAUACUAACUGAGGGGGCGGAAGAAAUGGAAACUGUUAUUGCGGUUGAUGUCUUAAGACGAGCUGGUAUCCAGGUUGUUAUUGCUGGUCUCUGGAAUAAUGAUUCAGUAAAAUGCUCGAGACAAGUCAUCAUUACGCCUGACACAGCACUAAGCGAAUUGAGGGAAGAAAAAUUUGAUGUCAUUAUUCUACCUGGAGGUUUACAUGGCGCCAAUACUCUAUCAUCGUCACAUGAAGUAGGUGAUGUUCUUCGAGCUCAGAUCAACAGCGGUCGUUUGAUUGCUGCAAUAUGUGCUGCCCCUAUCGCUCUAAAAAGUCAUGGAAUUGCUGUUGGAAGUUUGGUUACGUCUCAUCCAAGUGUCAAACAAGCACUCAUUGAAGGAGGUUACAAAUAUUCGGAAGAUCGCGUAGUUGUGACUGAUCGUAUAAUUACAAGUCGUGGUCCAGGAACUGCAUUGGAUUUUGCAAUAAAAUUGACUGAAAUACUCGUUGGGAAGGAAAAAGUCAAGGAAAUUGCUGCUUCAAUGCUAGUGGACGAUCAUUUGGUGAAGUGA